Gasterosteus aculeatus aculeatus (three-spined stickleback) is the source of this 5115-nucleotide messenger RNA. RefSeq names its product dopamine receptor D1a (gene drd1a). The record is from RefSeq and is a predicted model, not a curated record. Gene Ontology annotation, cellular component: plasma membrane. Lineage: Eukaryota; Metazoa; Chordata; Actinopteri; Perciformes; Gasterosteidae. Gene Ontology annotation, biological process: adenylate cyclase-activating adrenergic receptor signaling pathway; positive regulation of MAPK cascade; G protein-coupled dopamine receptor signaling pathway. Gene Ontology annotation, molecular function: dopamine neurotransmitter receptor activity, coupled via Gs; G protein-coupled receptor activity.
CGUCCUUUACUCGUGGCUCUUGUGUGUCCUGAGGCUGGUUGGCUAAAAAAGGACUCCAGCUUCACGGGAGAUCUUAAAGUUGUGUUGGCAGUUUAACAAGUCAUGAUUAAGCAUGUGGUGAUUGACGUGUGAUUGACAUGUCAGCAGCAGUUUCCUUUAUCUGUUGUCACAUCUCUAAUCUCCUCAAUCGAAAAAGAGAAGAAAGCACAUUGUCAAAGGUCACAAUUCACAAAGUCCUUUCAAGCAUGACCCAUUUUAAUAAAUACAAUCAUGAAACCAUAAAAACAAUGACAGCAAUGUUCUGAACGCACACCAUCGUUGUUGAUGUCAUUGAUUUUAUGGUUGCGUAAUACAAAGGCCACUUUAAAUCGCUGAAUCUUCUUGCGCAGCCGCACCUCUCAACACAAGUGGGGAAAGACCCUGAAGCAGACAGUUUUCCCAUCAGUCCCGGUUCUCACCUCUGACCUUUGAACUCUACUGCUGAUGUCUUUAGAGCAAAGGAGCACAUUGAAUCUCCGACAAAUAUCUCGAAGAAGGGAAGAGAAUACCACCUUUUCAUAAAAUAAUGUCAAAAUAAUGUGAACAUGCAAUGAUGACAAAUAUUUUACUUACUGAAAAUCUUUAAUGCCAAAAUGAAGAUGAUCUUUUAAACUAAAGAGGUGGGCAGGUCACAGAUUAUGGCGUUUCACUUUUAACAUAAAAAAAGUAGAUUAAGCGGCGUACGAGUAAUUAUGCUUAAAGUUAAAGGAAGAAAAAGAUUUGUCAGUUUAAUACAAGGCCACAGCCUGCAGCCUGCUCAAGGUACUCUUGAAAGGCUCACUCAGCAGAAAUCUUGCCGUUGUUGGAGCGGUUUCUCUUUUCAGUUUCUUUUUUGUUUUUUCAGGAAGAAGUAUUUUAUUGUAUUGCCGUUGACUUUUCUGCAUGUAUCUAUUCAUUGUUUUGUCUAUAAUAAAUGCACAGCAUACUUUCAAAUAGUGAUGAAAAUGUUUAGCAUAUUUACAAGAAAAAAAUAAUUCCGUUGGAAUAUCAGUGGAUUAUGAAAAUAGUUUAUGAUUUCUUGUUAUUUAACUUCGCUAAUUCGCUCCAAAUGUUCUCCUCUAUUUCUUUGGGAUCGAUCCAAAGCUAGAUUCUAUUCUUAGAAAUGACUUUUUUUGUAAUAAUUUAAAUGAGAAAUCCCUCUCACUAUAGUACAAUUGACUGUCAGUUUAUUUCUGUAUGAUUUGUAUUGAGCAUUACAUAACUGAGAUAUGGAGGGUGAAACAUCUCUUAAAUGCCUCAGUGAGGAUGCUUGGGAAGGGAAAGGGUAAACGCUGUUUCACUUCCUCCUGUCACAACUACUUACAUCAAUGUAAGGUGACAGCUGGCAUGUCACGGUUCUUUCUGCGUGCAAGAUACCGGCCUGAACUGCAUGAAACAACUACGGCCAUGCUGACAAAAAUUGCUCGUAUUUUUACAAGCAGUGCACGAUUCAUCGGCCAGAGCAGAGAGAAAUGAUGAUGACUGCGGCUGAAAGUGACAUUGGUCGUCACAUGAAAACGCCACGGGUCGAUGAAGAAGAGGAGUUUUUAUCUCAUCUCUCAACCGAGCAUAAAUCUGUCUUCCAUAAGAAAAAUCUCAUAUCAGUGACUAUAAACCAGCAGAGAAUUAAAAUCAUUCACAUGGGGGUUUAUGUCCCUGCAGUUAAAAUCACACGCGCAGUAUUCUCCUUCUCCACCAGGUGGCCUCAGCACGCCGCUGCCCACGCGUCUUUGGCCUUUGUCCUGAGUCUGUUUUAUAACACGUAUCUCGAUUUAAAUUCAACCAUAACCCGCUGUGCAGAUUUCACUGGGGCAAAUUGAGAGGAAUCCCUGCGCAUUCAAAAAAAAAGAAAAGACAUGUGUGUCCUGCUCUCCGGUGCUGGACAUUAAUGCCACUUUAGCUGUAUCUGGUUGCCGAAGGGCCACAUGCUCUCAUCACUACAUCACUUUCUCUUGAAUGGGGCAACGUCCGCGCGCCGCGUCCGGUCUGAGCGCGCGCGGUCUCCAGGAUUUGGUCAGACACGGCGGAGGCGGCACGAGGACGCAGCGGGAGCGUCGGUAUUGACGUUUGAAUACUGGUGUCGUCUAAUUGUCAGCAAUGUGGAACCAAUCGAGGACAUACUGGGGCUGUUCUCUAGUUUGCUUUGUCGGACAUGGAGAUUGGGUGCCGUUUGGAUUGACUUUACGCUGCGAAGUUCUUAUUGAAGCAAUGGGACGUUUAUGAAGUCCAGCGAAUGUAUGACGAGGACCGCUGAUGACGUCAGUAGGCAGACAUAGGAUGCCUAACAUUACAGCAUUUGUGAACAAACUGGGCAGACAGAAGAGCUCAGGUCAUUACACCGAGGAAUGGAGUGACCACUUCCUCUGCGGCUCAAACGAUGUUUAAUCUAAUUCAAAAAGCCGGGGGGGAAAUGUCCUGCCCAGAGAGGGUUUCCCUCAAACACCUCACCCCUCAGUAUUCACCAGAAGAUGUACUCAUGGAGAUUGUUGGCAAGGCUGAAGCACAAGAGCCUCGUAGAUUUCAUCCACCUGGAUUUAAUGUCGCACGGCUUUUCAGCAUGACUUAAAUCAACUUGCCGCACAUGUUCAGGGAUGGAUAUCAUAAACCUUACAACUGUCACCGACACUGGGUUUUUGGACGAGGCUCCGUCGAGCCGCGUCCUGACCGGCUGUUUCCUCUCGCUGCUCAUCCUCACCACCUUGCUGGGAAACACGCUGGUUUGUGCCGCCGUCACCAAGUUUCGGCACCUGCGCUCCAAAGUGACAAACUUUUUUGUGAUCUCGCUGGCCGUGUCAGACCUCUUGGUUGCCAUCUUGGUGAUGCCGUGGAAGGCGGCGACGGAAAUCGCCGGGUUCUGGCCGUUCGGCUCCUUCUGUGACACCUGGGUGGCUUUUGACAUUAUGUGCUCCACGGCGUCCAUUUUGAACCUUUGUGUGAUAAGCUUGGACCGCUACUGGGCCAUCUCCAGCCCCUUUCGCUACGAGAGGAAGAUGACACCUAAAGUGGCCUACGUGAUGAUCAGCGUGGCGUGGACGCUGUCCGUGCUAAUUUCCUUCAUCCCGGUGCAGCUCAACUGGCACAAGGCUCAGACCAAAACGCCUCCCACCGGGUCCUCCGGCUCUUCAAGUUUCAAUGCUACAUCUUAUCGCAGCCCAGAGAACUGUGACUCCAGCCUGAACAGGACCUACGCCAUCUCCACCUCUCUCAUAAGCUUUUACAUCCCCGUGGCCAUCAUGGUGGCCACCUACACGCAGAUAUACCGCAUUGCCCACCGACAAAUCAGACGGAUCUCGGCCCUGGAGCGAGCGGCCGAAAGUGCCAAGAACCGCCACGACAGCAUGGGCGGGAGCUCCAGCAUCGCAGAGUCCGAGAGCUCUUUCAAAAUGACGUUCAAGAGGGAGACCAAGGUGCUGAAGACGCUGUCCGUGAUCAUGGGGGUGUUUGUGUGCUGCUGGCUCCCAUUCUUCGUCCUAAACUGCAUGGUGCCCUUCUGCGAGCGCUCGAGCGGAGGGGCGGCCUUCCCCUGCGUCAGCCCCACCACGUUUGACGUGUUUGUGUGGUUCGGCUGGGCUAAUUCCUCCCUCAACCCCAUCAUCUAUGCCUUCAACGCAGAUUUCCGCAAGGCCUUCUCCAUCCUGCUGGGCUGCCACAAACUGUAUCCGGGAGGCCACAACAUCGAGGUAGUCAGUCUAAACAAGAAGUGACUAAUGACUCAUCCUCAAUGCCGAAGUCCCAGCGUUCCUGCAGAGGCCAGUGGGACCGACUUCAAGCGGGAACGCUGCCCUCCGUGCGGACGAAUGGAUACGGUGACCCCCCCCUCCCCCCAACGUGUAUCCCCACCCACCCCCACGAGUGGCCGUGCCGCGCGGGGAGCAUCGGAGCGUGCUGGCCACGCACGCCGCGGCCGCAGCACUGCCUUCAUGCAGAAGACGCUCCCGAAAGAGGAGAAGGGAUUUAGGGAUUGAGAUUAAGACGGUGCGCCGCGGUGCCAGGGAGCGCGGCGGUGCUGACACGCCCCUGGGACAGAUAAUCCCAUGAAUGGGCAGCACGCACCCUAAUGCUGUCAGACAGCGCUCUCUUCAAUACCAUCACACACACGGAGACCAACACAAACACUGUCAAAACACGCUCCUCCAAAUUCUGUGUAAAUGCAGCACCCAGCGUGCACUCUGCAGAAACCUACAUGACAGCACAAAGAAAUGACGUCACGCGUUAUGUUUACAUCUCCAGCAGCCUCUUUCGUAGAUGAGCAUAGGUAAAGUACUCCCACACGUGACUUCACGUUAAAGAAAGAAUGACGGCCGAUUUGAUCUUACAUCUGGUUCGUGUUGUGAUUUUAAAGAAACGUUCUGAAAGGUUGACACUGAGGAGGACAAACUGAACUGAAUUUCUUUUGGAAGUGAAUGUACACAGAGGUGAAAGAUGCAGCUUGUUGAACAGCAGGUCAUUGCUGAAAGUGGUUUAUAAUUGAUAUCUCAUCCCAAUGUCAAACCAUUAUAACUUUAAACCAAAUGGGCGCGACAGAAACCUCAUAAGUUAUGCGUUUCACUGCUUGACAGUGUGUCUCACAUUACAAGUUUUGCUUGACUCAUGGUGUCUUUGACUUUUGUGCUCAUUUUAGGAACUGAUGAAGAAUUGUCAUUGACUGAACUAUGAUGAAUCCGUUUGAAUUAGUUUGUUGAGUUAAAUUAUUAAAGGAUAACCUCUGUUUUUAAAAAACACAUUUUUGUGGUUUAGUCUGUCGUUCCUAUGUCAGCUGUGAUAACACUGUACUCCCUAAAGUAGAACCGACUUCUGGGAGCACUGAUAUCCUCAUGAAACAGGAGCAGCCAGACGGUCAGAGCAGUUAGAAGUCCGCCCACGUAGGCCAGAUUGUUGAAGACACACGACAAAACCAAGACAUCUAAAGUCAGCAUACGUAAAAUGUUUUGUCAGUGUAUCAGGUGUUGUCAGGAAACAACAGCAAAACGUAUUUCGGCCACCUAAAAGAAAGCUCCACCCUAAGAAAUGGUUCCCAAGCUGGAAAUCAUGACCCACAGAGCGGGGGUGCGGUGGGCCGGCAGUGGGGUUUACGGCUUCACCCUAAGAAUAAAAUUA